AUGGCAGGGUUCAACCCAGUCUUGAAGAUUAACACCAUGUCUGGCAUGGAGCGGCGAUUCCCAACCUACGGUAUCCCAGCAUUACCACCACCAACAUCGCCUCCCCAACAUCAGCCACCACCGAUUGGUACACCAUUUCUAUCGUAUAACGAGACACCUGGAAAUUCCAUCCGCCCAUCAAAUGAUCCACGAGUAUCGCUCUCACCUCGGGACCCAUAUAACAUCGAAUCACCAGUCCGGCUCCCUCCAAUUCACCAGGCCACAGCCGGACCACCUCCACCUCCUCACCACGUCCAUCGCCUAAGCGACCCGUACCCAAUGAAUUGGACUCUCCCAGGCCGAGAAGAAGCCCUUCACGACCCCCGCGCUUUACCUCUCCACAGAUCUGCAGGCCCAGUCUUCAACUACUCCCUCCCCCACCAACGCUCCUCCUCCAUAACAAGCGCAACCAUGGAUCCUGUACCCCGACACCUUGGGCCAGUGGAAUUUCCAUCCCCAAUCCAGAUGGCAUCUGGCAACUCGCCUUCCAUGACGAGGGUUGAGCCACCCAGCACCGAAGCUGAAGGUCACGACAAAAGACCGAUCAAACGGCGCAAGAUGGCAUUGGAUGACAUGGUCAACGGGUGA
Molecule: messenger RNA, 627 nt
Organism: Penicillium expansum
Lineage: Eukaryota; Fungi; Ascomycota; Eurotiomycetes; Eurotiales; Aspergillaceae
Exons: 1
Coding region: 1-627 (208 amino acids)
Source: RefSeq, a predicted model, not a curated record